Molecule: messenger RNA, 1380 nt
Organism: [Candida] anglica
Lineage: Eukaryota; Fungi; Ascomycota; Pichiomycetes; Serinales; Debaryomycetaceae
Source: the annotation of a GenBank genome assembly
AUUGCUGCGGCGUUAAGGACCUCCCCCCUCCCCCGUGUAUUUCCCCCUUGUUUAAUGGAUAGGGUGUUAAGAUCCAGGAGUUUAGCAUCUGUCGAUGCGAACGGGCAUGCAGGGGUGAAAGGUACUCCCGGACGGAUUGUCAAAAGUACCCGGCCUAGAUCAAAGAAGAUAAAGAUAGAAGAAGACAGUGCAGGACACACACUUGAUAAAGUAUCGAGGUACUUCAUUAAAAAAGAAGAUGAAGAUCAACAGGUGAAUAAAAUUAUUGAGGAACAUUUAAAAGUUGAAAUUAAACAAGAGGAUCUUGGAUUGAUUCCAAAAUUAGAAACGGUGAUACCUAAACUUGAAGAAAUCCCAAACUCAUUUGAACCAAAUCCACUCCAAGUGUUCAAUCAUAAGGACAAUAAAGAGCUCUUGGUAAAUGUAUUCAAGCCGGUUCAAUUAGAGGAUAUUGAAGAUAUACCAUCAAGUAUAGCACAGCCCAAGAAUUGGCUGGAAAUAUAUAAUCGAGUGGUGAAAAUGCGUGCUCUCUUUGUAGCUCCAGUGGACACUAUGGGAUGUGAAAGGAUACCAGAACAAAUUAAUUCAAACAUCCGAGAGAAUCCAAAACUAUUCCGAUACCAAUUACUUAUUUCAUUAAUGCUUUCGUCACAAACUAAAGAUGAAGUCAAUUAUGAAGCAGUACUGCGAAUGAAUCAAAGUUUUAUUGUGAAUGGGUAUCGUGAUGGACUCUGUAUUGAAGCUAUUUUGAACACAUCAGAAGUGGAUAUUGAUAGAUUAAUCCAAAAGGUUGGAUUCCAUAACAAAAAGGCUAUUUAUAUUAAAAGAAGUAGCGAGUUAUUGCGGGAUAAUUUCAAUGGUGAUAUCCCUAAAACAAUUCAAGAAAUCGUUACUUUACCAGGAGUGGGGCCCAAAAUGGGAUAUUUGCUACUACAUAAGGCAUGGAAUAUAGCAGAUGGGAUCGGUGUAGAUGUACACUUGCAUCGACUCGCUCAAAUGUGGAAAUGGGCACCUAAAUCGGAUAAACCAGAAGUUUCUCGAGUGGCUUUGCAAAAAUGGCUCCCAAAGAAAUUCUGGUCAGAAGUCAACCCACUUUUAGUUGGGUUUGGUCAAAUGGUAUGUUUACCCAAAGGUAAUAAAUGUGAUGUUUGUAGUUUGGCAACUGCGGGUCUAUGUCCCAGCGUCAAUCGGAAAUUACUCAACCAACGAGGGUCCCCUGAUAGACUUGCUCAAUUACACAAGGGUAGAGGUGAUUUAUCUCUUUUAAUUGAAGAAAUUGGGAAAUUGGCAUAAUGUAAUAUACAUAUAUAUUUUUUUUAUUUUAAUUUGGUUUUAUAAAUAUAUAAACUUAGACUGAAGAAUUGAAUGUGUAAAAACCUU